AUGUCUUCGACAAGCGCAAAUAUACCUGCUUGGCAACAGAAAAUUCGUGCCAAGGUGGCGGCGCUCUCAGCUCCAACUCUCGGCACCAUGUCAAUGAGCUCUCUGAAAGCCACCGAGAGCGCUCAGCUCGCGGCACCAAUGUCCAGGGAGAAUCUUUGGGGGCAAGAGAACGGCACGGACCAACUUCUCAGCAUCCUUGUAGCCUGUGUCGAGAACAUUCGGACUGCUGCUGGGACAUGCAUCAAUUCCAUCCAAGACCUGAAAAAUACAAAGCCCGACCCAGCCGUCUGGAAGGCUACUAUUAAUAUUGCUCACCAGACCGCUAAGAAAAGCUUUGAUAAAUGGUUGGACAGUGCUACAGAUGAUGCUAUUGAAGUAAUCAACCGUCUGCCCGAAGCACAGCAAGAUGGGGCCGCCGACUUUUUCAUCGAUGGCAUGGACAUUAUCGCCAACACUGUUGAUCAGGUAUCAAGUGACCUUGGGGCUAUUGGUACGCGUUACUUGAGUGACUUUCUGAAGGGCGAUUGGUCUGGGCUUACGAAGGUGGACAACAAUUUAAAGGCAGCGUGCGACGGGGCUAUUCACGGCGUGAACUCGAUAAAGCGAUGA
Messenger RNA from Fusarium fujikuroi IMI 58289, 609 nucleotides. RefSeq lists its product as uncharacterized. The record is from RefSeq and is a predicted model, not a curated record. Lineage: Eukaryota; Fungi; Ascomycota; Sordariomycetes; Hypocreales; Nectriaceae. The transcript has a single exon. Bases 1 to 609 code for a protein of 202 amino acids.